Lizanozyma spartinae is the source of this 1095-nucleotide messenger RNA. It is a transcript of the gene ARO4, whose product is annotated as 3-deoxy-7-phosphoheptulonate synthase. The transcript has a single exon. Bases 1 to 1095 code for a protein of 364 amino acids. The record is from RefSeq and is a predicted model, not a curated record. Gene Ontology annotation, cellular component: cytoplasm. Gene Ontology annotation, biological process: aromatic amino acid biosynthetic process. Lineage: Eukaryota; Fungi; Ascomycota; Pichiomycetes; Serinales; Debaryomycetaceae. Gene Ontology annotation, molecular function: 3-deoxy-7-phosphoheptulonate synthase activity.
AUGAGUCAGACUCCGAUUCCUGAAGAGUACGACGACACACGUAUUUUGGCGUACAACCCGUUAAUCCAACCUGCUUUGUUGCAACAUGAAAUCCGAGCAUCAUCCAAGUCAUUGGAAACGGUGAUCAAAGCCCGGAUACAAAGUGGUAACAUUUUAAAAGGUAGUGAUGAUAGAUGCUUAGUUAUUGUCGGGCCUUGUUCGAUUCAUGAUCCUGAAGCUGCCAUGGAAUACGCUGGUAGAUUGAAGGCAUUGGCUCAUGAACUUCAAGACGACUUGUGCAUUAUCAUGCGUGCAUACUUGGAAAAGCCUAGAACCACUGUGGGUUGGAAAGGUUUGAUUAAUGACCCUGACGUUGAUAAUUCUUUUGAAAUCAACAAGGGUUUAAGAGUGUCUCGUCAAUUAUACUCUGACUUGACCAAUAUGGGAGUGCUGAUUGGUUCGGAAAUGUUGGACACCAUUAGUCCUCAAUACUUUUCUGACUUUCUCUCCUUCGGUGCCAUUGGCGCUAGAACCACUGAAUCUCAGUUGCAUAGAGAAUUGGCUUCAGGGUUAUCGUUCCCAAUUGGGUUCAAAAACGGAACUGAUGGUAACGUUGGUGUCGCUUUGGAUGCAGUCCAGGCCUCUUCAAAGGGUCAUCAUUUCAUGGGUGUAACCAAAGAUGGUAUGGCUGCUAUUACCACCACAAAGGGUAACGACAAUUGUUUUAUUAUCUUGAGAGGUGGGAAGAACUUGACUAACUAUGGUCCUGAUGCCGUUCAAUCUGCUAAGGCCGCCAUUGGUAAAUCAUCAAAUCCAAAUGUCAAGAUUAUGGUUGAUUGCUCCCACGAUAACUCUCAAAAGGACUACAAAAACCAGCCCAUUGUGUUGGAUUCUGUUGCUGACCAGAUUUCUAAAGGUGAAGAUACCAUCAUUGGGGUCAUGAUUGAAUCCAACAUUAAUGAAGGUAAACAAGGAAUGCCUCCUUUAGGGAAGGACAGAUCCGUGUUAAAGUACGGUGUUUCCAUCACCGAUGGGUGUGUUUCCUGGGAAUCCACCGUUGAAAUGUUGAACAAGUUGGCCAAGGCUGUUCAAACCAGAAGAGCCUUGAAGAAAUAA